Trichoderma harzianum CBS 226.95 is the source of this 1002-nucleotide messenger RNA. RefSeq lists its product as hypothetical. NCBI's taxonomy places the organism in Eukaryota, Fungi, Ascomycota, Sordariomycetes, Hypocreales, Hypocreaceae. The transcript is spliced from 6 exons. The record is from RefSeq and is a predicted model, not a curated record. Bases 1 to 1002 code for a protein of 333 amino acids.
AUGGAUUAUGUAAUUCAGCUUACAGUUCGACUUAUACAUCCAAUCAAACUACAACCUGGCUGCUACUUUUAUAUAUUCUUUCCCGCAUUCUGGCUUAAUUCUUAUGGAGCUAUUACGGAGCUUACAUUUCUACUAUCACAACGUGGGAAUUAUGCAAAAGCCAUCUUACAACUUAGAGAAGGGCAAACAAUUCUCCUCGAUGGGCCUUAUGCUGUUCUCGCAGCCAAGGGCAUGGGCAUCGCAGCGAUUCUCCCCUUGGCGCUUAGCUUGGCCGCAAGGCGGCACCACGAUGAGCGUGUACGAGAGAAUCUAGGAGCGCUAUCUCAAAAGAAUCGGGCUAUUCUAAAAGAGAUAUCUUCCGCAACAGGAAAAGAGCUUGAAGGUCUGAAUAAAAAAAAGACAGAGCUAGCUAAAGAAAGGCAGAUAUUGUUGAGCAAAAAGUUGUACAGAGAUGCGAUUAAGAAAAUCAUCCUCUUUUGGUCUCUUGAAAGCAACGCGCAAAUAGCGUUAGCACAGGAGCAACUUGUGGCACUGCAAGCCCUGGAUCCCAAUAAUGAACUCUUUGUCGUAUGGUGUGGGUUUCCACGAUAUCGAACCGGACCCGCACCUUUUAAAGAAUCAGCAUAUUGGAAAUGUUUAAAUCCGAAUUCUACUAAAAGUUUUGACGUCACGGUUACUUCUAAAUUAAUGGAGGAGCGAAGUCGGUUAGCUGGUAGCUUUGCCGUUAUUGCGUCCGGAGAUGAACGUUUCAGAGCUAUUGUCAGAUCAGGUGCUGUGGAAGGUAUGGAUAGUAAGGGUAUUAGAUAUGUAGAGACAGAGUAUCAACCGCAAAGCGUUAUGCAGGACAGAGAAGUAAGAAAAUAUAACAGACUUACACUUAAGGUCGCAAAGCAGGAGGAAGAGGCUAUGAAAUUAAAGCGAAAACAGUCAUCUAGAGAUUCAGACGAGAGCAGCCUAUACUCUACAGUGUCUGAGUCUACUUUCUAUUCAGUUCAGGUCUAG